This is a messenger RNA of Baudoinia panamericana UAMH 10762, 1157 nucleotides long. RefSeq lists its product as uncharacterized. Gene Ontology annotation, cellular component: Golgi membrane; endoplasmic reticulum-Golgi intermediate compartment; endoplasmic reticulum membrane. The coding region runs from base 86 to 1045 and encodes 319 amino acids. The record is from RefSeq and is a predicted model, not a curated record. The transcript has 2 exons. Gene Ontology annotation, molecular function: D-mannose binding. NCBI's taxonomy places the organism in Eukaryota, Fungi, Ascomycota, Dothideomycetes, Mycosphaerellales, Teratosphaeriaceae. Gene Ontology annotation, biological process: Golgi organization; endoplasmic reticulum to Golgi vesicle-mediated transport; endoplasmic reticulum organization.
AAUCGUCCUGGCUGUUUCUGCUUCAACCACCGUGCUUAAUUGGGCCUAUACUGGAGCGAAUGGUCGAGCGAUAGCAUCGUCCCCAAUGGCUCCCAAACUCCUUCGCACACUCUUUGUUGCACUUGCAGCAUGGUUACCUCUGGCCCGAGGACAGGAUGCAGAGUCAGACAUCAAGUCGAUACCUCUACGGACGCAUAGCCUACAACAACCAUACCUAGAUUCGGACAUGCAAUCCCGCUGGUUCGACUUCGGCGGCACAACAGUAAUUCGAACGGACCAAUACGUUCGCUUGACUUCUCAGCACUCAUCACGAGCCGGGUGGAUAUUCAGUCGGGUCCCGCUCACAGCAACAAACUGGGAGAUCGAAGUCGAGUUCAAGAUUCACGGCACCGGCAGCCUGUACGGCGAUGGAAUGGCGAUGUGGGUGACGAAAGACAGAGCGGAAAUGGGUCCUGUAUUUGGCAUGAAGGACAAGUUCGAAGGGUUGGGCUUGUUCUUUGACACGUACAAGAACAACCGACCGGGCGUGGUGUUUCCGUACGUGGUAGCGAUGGUCGGAGACGGGCAGACGCAGUACGAUCAAGCGAAUGACGGGAAAGCGAACGAGUUGGCUGGCUGCUCCAUCCGAGGCAUUCGUAACAACGAGAACCCCACGAAAGCGAAGAUUACCUACUUCCAGGACAAGCAACUCACAGUCGACCUUCUUUACAAAAAGGAAGACGAAUGGACACGAUGCUUUGAGGUGCCUAACGUCAAGCUGCCGAGUGUGGCGUACCUAGGCUUCAGCGCGGAGACGGGAGAGCUGAGCGAUAACCAUGAUAUUAUCAGCGUGCAGACGAAGAACCUGUAUUCGCCAAGUGGGUCGACGAAUACGGGCGCGGCGGGAAGUCGUGAUUAUAGCAGGAAGAAGGGCAGGCCAGGCAGACCGAAGGAGAGCGGGAGCUGGUUCUGGUUCUUCAUGCGCGUGCUGCUCUUCAUCUUGGUGGGAGUGGGUGGGUAUGUCGGGUAUACGGUUUACCGGACACGGCAGCGAGACAGGUUUUGAACAAUAGCGUUGUGUAGAAAGUACCUAACUCUGCGAAGCGUUCAAGUCUCUGCAAAGCCUUGAAGCUCAGCGUGGUUUCACGAGUUCUGGCGCAUUGAAAGCACGACGAGGC